AUGAGUAAAUAUAAUCCUUCCGUAAUAAAUAGAAAUGGAGGUAGUAGUGGGAGAGUUCCUCCUAAUUCAUAUGCACCUUCUCAAAUUCACCGCAGAGAUACUGACACACUUUCUGAAAGGUCAAAUUCGGACAAAAAACCACUUCCAAGUAAACCACGUGCACCGAUGACCGAUUCAUUUCUUAAAGUUCCUAUUAUGGACGAUCGAAUCGAAGAACUUUUGGACAUUUCUAAACCCUCCAAUCUCAGUGAAUUAAAAAAAUUAGCAGAGAAUCAUCCAACCCAGUGGAGUCCAAAGAGUUUAAUAAGUGCACUUGAACGACUUGCCGACACGUCUCCGUACAGUUACACCGUUAAAGAGACUGUUGUAAUGUUUGAAUUACAUCUAAGGACUUUCGCAUCGGUACUUGAGGUGUUUUGCCAAAAUCCAAUUAUACUGAACCGCAAUUUAAGACAGAGACUUUACGAUUCAUUAGCCGAAUUUAACGACAUACACCAUAAUAUAUCCGUUGCAACAUAUCAAGGGUUGCAUAAAACCUGGAAAGGAAAAUUACAACAUUUAAAUGUAGCUGACAUUGAACUCGACCUCCCAUCCGGUUGCGUUCAACGUAAUUACAACAUUGACUUCCUCUUGAUACACCUUCGAGACACCAUUCAUAGUUUGAGCGACGACGAAACAAAAUUUCGGGAAGGUUGGAGAAGGGUAAGAGAAUUCUUUAAGGGUGUUUUGGGUCUAGCAUCUGGAAUCGGUUCUGUCAUGGGAGUUCCAAACUUUAUUGACAAUGCAAAUGCAUUAACCACAUGGGGAAAGAUGAGAGAUGCAUUCGGAUUCAAAGUCCCAGUCUCGAAUUGUUACAAAGACUGGAGACUCUUGUUAAUGCUGAAACAUACGUUAGAUACUGAAGCCAAUAGUCAGAAUCUCAAGAAAUUUGGAGAAAGGAUGCUUCUCGAAUACCUCUGGUUUCAUGCGCAGCAAAUUUGGAGCAAGAUUGGUUCAUCACGAAACGAGGAUUUCGAAUUUGCAAAAGUUUUUAAUAACAAGAAGAAGCUGUUUGCCGAACUUACUGGCAUGGAACCUCUCUCUUACCCACAUACCUUAUGGUUUGGAAUCCUUGACCUUGCAGGAAGUGUUUCUCUUUCCUCCACAAACUCGAUCACGCUCUCCUUGUGUUAUUAUUUAGCUUUGGAAAGUUUAAAUCAUUCCCCGAGCACUUUUAUCAGGUUUAAGGCAAUCGAGCUCCUUUUAAGUCUUGAACAUCGAAAACGGGAUUGGUUUGGUGUCGUGAACGCGGAUUUGGAUGAAUAUGCCAAUCGUAUUGAAAAACGGGCCAAAUUCGCGGCACUUAUCGAUUAUGUCAAGUACAAACUCGCUAUUUCUUGUCAAUCAAGGAUGAAUUCUCGAAAUCUUGAUCUCAAAACCGAUGACCUUCAAGAUGAUUUUCCGGCUUUUACAGACCAAGGAGAUAAUCGAAUACUUAAUUUGGUUGCGGAAGAAUUAUUAUGUCCUGUUAUGCUGCAGAUAAGCGACGUUUAUUAUGCGUUGAACUGUGGCCACUUUAUGUCAAAAAAGGCCUUUGAUAUUUAUAAGACCGUUCAGAAUAAGAAAGAGAGGUUGAUUACUUGCACUAUUUGUAGAAUGGUCAUCGUUGAAGAGAGUAUAACAUUACUUCCACAAACAUCAACAUUGGGAGCAUUAUCGAAGCGACUCAAUGCUGCAGGACUUAUCCCUCAAGAAACUAUUGCAUCAUCCGAAUUUGAAAUUAUGUCCGUAGUUAGUGAGGAUAUUAAAAAACCUCCAAAUAAUAUAGACGACGUAAUUUCGAAACAUUUUGCAAAUCCCACCGACCCACCGGACCCUUUGCAGUACGUGAGGGAUUGUUAUAAAAAGAAUCCUCAUACUGCUCUCCUAAUUUUAGAUAAAACCUUGAUGUCCGAGAGGAAUGAUCCUUGUGUACUAUUAGAGCGCGCAAAGGUAUAUAUUUACCUUAAGCGGUUCGGUGAGGCUUUAAUUGAUUUGUCGACUGCCCUUCAAUACGACAAUCACAACAUGGAAUCUUAUUUUCUUAGAUCGAAAAUACACUUGCUAUCAAAAAAUUUUAAGGAAUCUCUUAAUGAUAUAAAUAUUUAUAUCAACUGGAUCGAAAGUUUAAAAACUGGAGACGAAAAUUUCCAAUAUUCCCAAACGGACUUGGAAGCUUACGAAUUAAGAGGGAAUGUUCAUAAAGAAUUAGGCUCCAUACAAAAGGGUAUAUAUGAUUACAGUUUGGUGUUGGAAAAUGAUAAAUCUAAUAUCAAGGUGCUGGCUAGUAGAGGUGCCCUCUUUCGAGAACUUCGCAAAUACAAUGAAGCUUUGGAAGAUUUGACGCAGGCUAUUCGAUGUAAUCCGAAUAAUUUAUUCGCCCUCUCACAGCGCGGGUCCGUAUAUUGUAAGAUCGAUAGGUUGUCGGAAUCUUUGAACGAUUUAAAUCAUGUAUCAAACAACACGACAAUUGAAGAGGAGAAGUUGUGGUGUUUGGCUGAGCGUGGAGACGUUUUCCGUAAACAAAACAAAUAUUACGAGGCUUUAUAUGAUCUGGACUAUGUGUUGGAACAGCAACCGGAAAACAUCUUUGCUUUAAGUAGGAGAGGGUGCACCCACUUCAUGUUAAAAAAAUACGACGCGAGCUUUCAGGAUUUGAAUAACGUUUUGAAUUUGGAUAAGCAUAAUUAUUUCUCCUUACUCUACAGGGGGAUGAUAUAUGCUAAUAAGUGUGACUAUUCAAAUAGUUUGAAGGACUUUAACACGGUAAUAAAACGUUAUCCUGAAAACCUGGUCGCGAUUCGUCAACGGGGAAUUUUGCAAUUUACUGCAAAGAAAUAUGAUGAAAGUCUUUCGGACUUUAAUAAAUUAAUCCAUGUAAAUAAGGGGGACGUGGGAGCGCUAUGUUACAGAGCAGAUAUCUUUUGUGAACUUGGCCGGUAUAAAGAUUGUCUAGAGGACUGCAAUACGGCUUUAAAGUAUGAUGCAUCAAACUUGCAUGGUCUUAGAGUAAGGGGGAAAGCGCUACGAAGAUGCGGACAAAAUAAUAAAUCUCUCAUUGAUUUGGAUAAAGUUCUUAUGCAACAACCCGAAGAUCUGAUUGCUCUCAAUCAAAGAGCUGCCGUUCUUACCUCAAUGAAACGCUACAAUGAAGCCCUCAAGGAUUGUGAAAAGAUAUUAAUUCUAAAUAAACGAGAAGACAUUUCGUCAUUCCAAGAGAGGGUAACGGUCUAUAAUGACUUAACUGAAGUUCUUGGAGUGGAUGAGAUUUUAAUUCAUUUGGGACGCGUACUCCAAGAUUCACCAAAAAACCCACUCGGGUUAACAACUCGAGCGUAUAUUUAUCUGCUCAAAUGGGAUUGCGACAAGGCCAUCGAGGAUUUGAAUUUUACGCUUAAAUAUAAACCAAAUUAUAUUUUAGGAUUGUAUCAGCGAAGCAUUAUUCGUAGAAUGACAAAAGAUUAUAAUAAUGCAUUAAAGGAUUUAAAGAGAAUCCUAGAUCUAGAACCGGAAAAUAAUUUUGCUCAGACCGAGAAGAAUGAAAUCGAAAGCAUGAAAGUUUUCGAUCAACCAAAUCAUUAUAACCAAACCUCAUCCAAUCAAAGUCAACCUGGUGCUUCACGACAGUCAUCAGGGUCAUCACUCUCUUCUAGUACAUCCGCCUCAGCUUCCUCUUCCAUGUCAAGCGGAACGAGAAAAAAAAGCAAUGCUCAAAAUCGAUAA
Messenger RNA from Funneliformis geosporum, 3741 nucleotides. NCBI's taxonomy places the organism in Eukaryota, Fungi, Glomeromycota, Glomeromycetes, Glomerales, Glomeraceae. The record is from the annotation of a GenBank genome assembly.